ACUUUGCAUCAUUAUAUCCAAGCCUUAUCAUGACAUAUAAUCUCUCACCUGAUAAAAUGAUUUUAUCCCGAGAGCGUGCUGAAUCUUUAAAGAAAAGCGGUAAAAAGCUUCAUGAAAUUAAUUUCAAAUUCAAUGGUAAUGAUGUUCUUGCAUGGUCUAUAAGACAUAAUAAUAUUCCUGAAGAAAAGGGUAUUUAUGCUAUUAUAUUGGAAUAUUUAUCUGCCAAACGGAAUGAGAUAAAGAAACGUCUCGCCCCUUUGAAAGAAAAAAAGGAAGAUAUGGAACUGGUAAUAGGUUUAAUGGCAAACUUUAUUUGA
Molecule: messenger RNA, 317 nt
Organism: Funneliformis geosporum
Lineage: Eukaryota; Fungi; Glomeromycota; Glomeromycetes; Glomerales; Glomeraceae
Source: the annotation of a GenBank genome assembly